UGACGCCGAGACGUCGACGACUCGACGCCCCACAGUUUCUCACCUAUCGCAGGACCAGGGCACGCGAAGCCAGAAAACCCCAUACACGGUAGCCGUCCGGUCGCUGCCGGUGGGUGGCUACCCGUAACGGCACUCCACUCCACUUCCGCUCCCACUCCACCGCCGCCUCCUUCGUCCUCUCGUCAUUCGCUCCCGGCACGCUGUACGCCGAGAAAUCUCUCCUUCCCAGCUUCUGUCCUGUGGGAGGCUUCUGAGAUCGCGCGGAGGUGCGGAAUGGAGAGCAGCAGCGGGGAGGAGCUGGAGGAGGAGUUCCCGGGCCACGAGUGGAUCACCCCGCAGUCCUCCAUCAACGCCGCCUACCAGUCUCAGACCGAGAAGGGUAUCAGGAAAAUUUGCUCCGAUUUGUUGGAGUUGAAGGAUGCUAUUGAAAACCUGUCUGCAAAUAGGCAGUCAAAGUUCCUGGCUUUUCUCAGAAUUUCUGAGGAGGUUGUUGAAGCAGAACAAGAGUUAAUUGAGCUACAAAAGCAUGUGUCUUCCCAAGGAAUUCUUGUGCAGGAUCUAAUGAGUGGUGUGUGUCGUGAGCUCGACAUUUGGCACAAAUCUAGCAAGGAAGAAGAUGCAACAAAAAAAGACUCUGAAACUGAACUUGAUGAAAUUUUGUCUGAUGAUACCCAGGAUCCCAGAACUAUUUUUCUAGAUAAGUUAGACGUUUUGCUUGCAGAGCACAAAAUGGAGGAGGCUGUUCUUGCUUUGGAAGCUGAAGAGAAGAAAUAUUUAGUUGCAGAUGAAUCUGGUAAAGAAUCAAAUGCAGAUAAUACUGCCUUUAAGACAGCACUGGUUAAAAGGAAAACAAUUCUUGAGGAUCAGCUUGUUAGGUAUUGUGGACAGCCAUCUUUAUCUAUGAAUGAACUAAGGAAGUGUUUGUCUGGUUUAAUUAAGAUAGGCAAAAGUUCUUUAGCCCAUCAAGUACUUCUAAAAGCUUAUGGUUCACGCCUGCAGAAAAGUGUCGAGGCAUUUCUUCCUAACUGUUCAAUCUACACGGAGACAUACUCUGCAACUUUGUCACAGCUUGUUUUCUCAGCUAUUGCAAAAGCAGCAAAAGAAACUAAUACGCUACUUGGAGAUAGCCCCAUGAAUACAAACCGGAUUAUCCAAUGGGCUGAAUAUGAAAUCGAAACCUUUGCGCGUUUGGUUAAAGAAAAUUCUCCUUUGCCUGAGAGUGUUUCUGCCCUUCGCUCUGCCUGUAUAUGCAUCGAAACUAGUCUCUUUCAUUGCUCUUGUCUAGAAUCCCAAGGUCUGAAAUUCUCAAAAUUACUUAUGGUACUAUUGCGCCCUUAUAUUGAAGAAGUUCUUGAUUUGAAUUUUAGAAGGGUGAGGAGAAAGAUUGUGGAUGGGGCAAGGAAUGAUGAUAUUCUGCUUCUCACCCCUCAAGAAGGAUCACCGCUCUCUGGUGCAGUUUCACCAAAUGUUAUGCUUACAAGCAGUGGAAAAAAGUUCAUGUCCAUUGUCAAUGAUGUUUUGGAUCAGAUCCUCCCAAUGACCAUAGUUCACUUUGGUGGAGCAAUUCUGAAUAAAUUUAUCCAGCUUUUUGAUAGAUAUGUAGAAACACUGAUCAAAGUCUUGCCUGGGCCUUCUGAAGAUGAUAAUCUACUGGAGUCAAAAGAGCCUAUUGAACUUAAAGCUGAAAGUGAUGCGCAACAACUUACACUAAUUGGAACAGCAUACACUGUAGCAGAUGAGUUAUUGCCAGCUGCUGUAUCCAAGUUCUUUGACAUACAAGCUGAGAAGAAAGGAGCUGGUGGAUCAAGCGAAGGCCUUGGCCCUGGGUCCAUAUAUGCCAUGGAAUACAAAGAGUGGAAACGUAAUUUGCAGCAUUCAUUGGACAAACUGAGGGAUCACUUCUGCCGACAGUAUGUCUUAUCUUUUAUUUACUUGGAAGGGAAGUCACGUUUGGAUGCUAAAAUGUACUUGGGACGGAAAGACGAUGAUCUUUUAUUUGAUCCUGAUCCCUUGCCUUCAUUGCCCUUCCAGGCACUGUUUGGAAGAUUGCAACAGCUAGCUAGUGUCGCUGGUGACGUUCUACUGGGAAAAGAUAAGAUACAAAAGGUUUUACUCUCAAGGCUAACUGAAACAGUUAUCAUGUGGCUCUCCAAUGAGCAAGAGUUCUGGGAUAUCUUUGACGACCGAUCUGUCCAACUCCAGCCUUCGGGGCUGCAGCAGCUUAUUCUUGAUAUGCACUUCAUUGUCGAGAUUGCUGUGUGUGGAAGGUUUCCAUAUAGACCAGUUCAGCAGCUUGUGUCCACAAUCAUAACCAGAGCAGUUGCAGCUUUCUCAGCAAGGGGUGUUGAUCCACAAAGUGUUCUUCCUGAGGACGGGUGGUUUGUCGACACCGCCAAGGCCGCAAUCCACAAGCUCAUGCUGGGGGUUUCUGGGUCCGAGUCCGAGCCCGAGCCUGAUGCGGAAGAACAUAUUGCUCUGCAUGGUGAGGUCUCAGAUUCUGAGGAGAGCUCAGGUGCAUCGACAGUAGGAUCAGAAGACUCAUUCGCUUCUGCGAAGAACGAUGAUCUAGAAAGCCCCGUUUACUUCACUGACCCUGAGAGUUGAGAACUUCUCAGGUCGUCGUUGUAGAUUCAGUUAUCGUUUAUUUGAAGUUUUGUCAUCCUGCAUAGUUGGCAGAUUUCAGAACCGUGGAACAUCGUUGCACUCAAGAUGAAAACAAAGAACCCAGAAAUGCCGUUUGUAAUUAUGGUCGUUGCUAUUGUACCUUGUUGCUUAUUGUUAGCGCCGAUUUGGACAUC
Molecule: messenger RNA, 2798 nt
Organism: Zea mays
Lineage: Eukaryota; Viridiplantae; Streptophyta; Magnoliopsida; Poales; Poaceae
Product: exocyst complex component EXO84C
Exons: 7
Coding region: 274-2604 (776 amino acids)
Biological process (GO): exocytosis; intracellular protein localization; Golgi to plasma membrane transport
Cellular component (GO): exocyst
Source: RefSeq, marked validated